Echinops telfairi (small Madagascar hedgehog) is the source of this 2604-nucleotide messenger RNA. It is a transcript of the gene TAS1R3, whose product is annotated as taste 1 receptor member 3. The transcript has 6 exons. Gene Ontology annotation, biological process: sensory perception of sweet taste; sensory perception of umami taste; G protein-coupled receptor signaling pathway. The record is from RefSeq and is a predicted model, not a curated record. Gene Ontology annotation, cellular component: membrane. Gene Ontology annotation, molecular function: sweet taste receptor activity; G protein-coupled receptor activity. Bases 1 to 2604 code for a protein of 867 amino acids. NCBI's taxonomy places the organism in Eukaryota, Metazoa, Chordata, Mammalia, Afrosoricida, Tenrecidae.
AUGCCUGGGCUGCCUCCCCUGGGCUUCCACCUCUUGGCCUCCUUGGGUCUCCUGGCUGUGCUGGGCCUGGCUGUGGGGGGCCCUCUGUGCCUGUCGCGCCAGCUGAAGAUGCACGGUGACUACAUGCUGGGUGGGCUCUUCCCCAUGAGCUCAGCUGAGAUCUCUGGCCUCGGGUACAGGACACAGCCAGAAAGUACCAGUUGCAAAAGGUUCUCGGCCCUUGGCCUGCUCUGGGCGCUGGCUGUGAAGAUGGCCGUGGAGGAGAUCAACAACGGGUCUGACCUGCUGCCGGGGCUGCGUCUGGGCUACGACCUGUUUGACACAUGCGCAGAGCCUGUGGUGGCCAUGAAGCCCAGCCUGCUGUUCCUGGCUAAGGCGGGCAGCCUCAACCUUGCUGCCUACUGCAACUACACUCAGUACCAGCCUCGUGUGCUGGCUGUCAUCGGGCCCCACUCCUCCGAGCUGGCCCUCAUCACUGGCAAGUUCUUCAGCUUCUUCCUCAUGCCCCAGGUCAGCUAUGGAGCCAGCACGGACCGACUGAGCACCCGGGAGACAUUCCCCUCCUUCUUCCGCACAGUGCCCAGCGACCGCGUGCAGCUGAAGGCCGUGGUGGAGCUGCUGAUGUUUUUUAAGUGGAACUGGGUGGCGGCCGUGGGCAGCGACGAUGAGUACGGCCGCCAGGGCCUGAGCAUCUUCUCCAGCCUGGCCAGCACCCAUGGCAUCUGCAUCGCCCACGAGGGCCUAGUGCCGCUGCCACGUGCCCACAGCACACGACUGGGCCAGGUGGAGAAGCUGCUGCGGGCGGUGAACCAGAGCAAUGUGCAGGUGGUGGUACUCUUCGCCUCAGCCCGAGCUGCGCUCUCCCUCUUCAACUACAGCAUCCACAGCCAGCUCGAACCCAAGGUAUGGGUGGCCAGCGAGGCAUGGCUGGCCUCGGACCUGCUGCCCACGCUGCCCGGCAUGGACCAGGUGGGGACCGUGCUUGGCUUCCUGAUGCGCGGUGCCCAGCUGCCCGAGUUCUCGGACUACGUGGCCACCCGCCUGGCCCUGGCCGCUGACCCAGCCUUCUGUGCGUCUCUGGAGGCUGCGCAGCCAGGCCAGGAUGAACCCGAGGUGUGGCCGCGCUGCCCGCAGUGCGACCACAUCACGCCCCAGAACCUGACCACCAGGCUGCUGCACCACCAGACCUUUGCUGCCUACGCGGCCGUCUAUGGUGUGGCCCAGGCUCUGCACAAUGCGCUGCGCUGCAGCGCCUCCAGCUGCCCCGCGCACGAGCCCGUGAGGCCCUGGCAGCUCCUAGAGAAGAUGUACAACAUGACCUUCCGAGCCCGCGACCUGGAGCUGACUUUUGACGCCAGCGGGAACGUGGAGAUGAUGUAUGACCUGAAGCUGUGGGUGUGGCGGGACCACAAGCCUGAGUUCCGGACUGUGGGGGUCUUCAACAGCCGGCUCUGGCUUCGCCCCUCCCAGAUCCUGUGGCACACUCCAGGCAACCAGGUGCCAGUGUCCCAGUGCUCAAGACAGUGCGCCCAGGGCCAGAUCCGCCGCGUGAAAGGCUACCACUCGUGCUGCUAUGACUGCAUGGACUGCAAAGCAGGCACCUACAGGCACAGCACAGAUGACCUCUGGUGCUCCCCGUGUCGCCAAGAAGAGUGGUCCCCCGACCGGAGCACGCGCUGCUUCCCCCGCAGGCCCAAGUUCCUGACGUGGGGGGAGCCGGUCACACUGGGGCUGCUGGUGCUGCUGGGCCUGGUGCUGGGCCUGACGCUGGCGGCCCUGAGGCUUUUCACACUCCAUUGGCACAGCCCGAUGGUGCGGGCUUCGGGUGGCUCCCUGGCUUGCUUUGGCCUGGCCUGCCUGGGCCUCGUCUGCCUCAGCGUGCUCCUGUUCCCCGGGUGGCCCAGCCCUGCCAGCUGCCUCGCUCAGCAGCCACUGCUGCACCUGCCCCUGACCGGCUGCCUCAGCACGCUGCUCCUCCAGGCAGCGGCCAUCUUCGCGGAGUCAGAGCUGCCACCCAGCUGGACGGGGCGGCUGCAGGGCUGGCUCCGGGCACCGAGGGCCUGGCUGGUGGUGGUGCUGGCCGUGGUGCUCGAGGCAGCCCUGUGUGCCUGGAACGUGGCGGCGUUCCCAUCAGAGGUGGUGACCGACUGGCAGAUGCUCCCCCAAGAGGCCCUGGUGCACUGCCGUACGCGCUCCUGGGUCAGCUUCGGCCUGGUGCAUGCCCUCAAUGCCAUGCUGGCCUUCCUGUGCUUCCUGGGCACCUUCCUGGUGCAGAGCCGGCCAGGCCGCUACAACCCAGCGCGCGGGCUCACCUUUGCCAUGCUGGCCUACUUCAUCACCUGGGUUUCCUUCGUGCCGCUCCUUGCCAAUGUGCACGUGGCCUACCAGCCCGCCGUGCAGAUGGGUGCCAUCCUCCUCUGCGCCCUGGGCAUCCUGGUGACCGUCCACCUGCCCAAGUGCUACCUCCUGCUGUGGCACCCGGCACUCAACAACCUCGAGUUCUUCCUGGGGGAGGGGCCUGGGGGUGGAGGGGAGAUGCAAGGGAACCGAGGGGCAGUGUCCCCAGACCUCGUGACUUCACCCUCGGUGACCCCAGCCCAAUAG